UCCUUAUUAAAAAAAUGCAUUUAACCCAAAGAAAAGAUACCCCAGCAAGGCCAAUCAGUCAACGAAAAAGAGAGGCUUUCAGCUUAGCGCAGCUCAGCCAUGGCGACCGCCUGCCACCGUCUUCCCAAAUUGGCCCCCUUGGCUCGCACUUCGCCGUCGGCCUCUCUCUCCCCAUCCCCCUCGAAGGCCCAUCUUCGCUUCUUCGUCAACCCCAGAGUAAACCUCACACUUACCGAUGCCACCAGAGCGAGGACCCUCCGACGCUUCUCGGUUCAAGCCAUGUCUGACACUUCGCCUUCGUCUUCCUCCUUCGGGUCUCGGCUCGAGGACACUGUCAAGAAGACCCUAUCCGAGAACCCCGUCGUCGUAUACUCCAAGACCUGGUGCUCGUACUCUUCCGAGGUGAAGGCUCUGUUCAAAAGGCUUGGAGUGGAUCCGCUAGUCAUUGAAUUGGAUGAAUUGGGUCCUCAAGGGCCACAAUUGCAGAAACUGUUGGAGAGGCUUACUGGGCAACAUACUGUCCCAAAUGUUUUUAUUGGGGGAAAACAUAUUGGUGGCUGUUCAGAUACCGUGAAGUUAUACAGAAAAGGGGAACUCGAGCCUUUGCUCUCUGAAGCUAAUGCUAACAAAGCAUAAAAUUCAGCAAAAGAAUCUAUUGGAAGCCUCCCUUUUUCAGCGAGACGUGGUUUAUUGCUGCCUCUUAUGAUAGAGAAAUUGCUUGGUUGACAUUGACUAGUUACAAAACCUGUUAUGAUCAAUCAUGUAACUGACUUUAUAUGACAUGGAGCAAUGUAACAACUUGUGAAGUUUUCAUAUGCCAUUCAUUUGAGCAUAUUUUGCCAAUUGUCAAAGUUAAACGACCUUUUUUAUCGGGAAAUUACUUUAUCUUGUCGUUA
Messenger RNA from Punica granatum (pomegranate), 896 nucleotides. The record is from RefSeq and is a predicted model, not a curated record. Lineage: Eukaryota; Viridiplantae; Streptophyta; Magnoliopsida; Myrtales; Lythraceae.